AUGUGUGGCAUCUUCUGUCUGCUGAGUCUGUCGCCGGCUCGGUUUGAGUCGGACAAAACAGUUCAUGAACAUUUGAAAAGAAGAGGGCCCAACUCCAGCAAAGAUUUCACAGUCACAAGUUCAAACCUCUCAUGUCGGUGUUUAUUAUCCGCCCACGUUCUCCACAUGAGAGGUCUUCUCACCCCUCAGCCUGUUCAGGACGGAAACAGAAACGUCCUGGCGUGGAACGGGGAGGUUUUCGGAGGUCUGCCGCUGAUGCCGGAAGAGAACGACACCACUGUCGUCUCUGAGCGGCUGUCCUCUUGCAACAGCCCUUCAGAGAUUUUGUCUGUCCUGUCUGCUUUACGGGGACCGUGGGGGUUCAUUUACUACCAGAAGGACGGAGACUACCUCUGGUUUGGCAGAGACUACUUUGGCAGGCGGAGUUUGUUGUGGAAAUAUGAUGAAGAGGCCUUGACCUUGACUUCUGUGGCAGCUCACACCUCUGGAUCUGUUACGUCUGCUUGGCAAGAAGUCCCAGCAGUUGGCGUGUUCAGGAUUGACCUGAAGGCGGUUACAGAAGCCGGCUCUGUGACAUUUGAGGUUUAUCCUUGGGCCCACGCAGGAGAAGAUCUCCCCUCUAACUGCAGUGAAACUAUAUCUGUCCCCAGCGGCUGCACUGCUGUGAUGAACCAAUCAGGUCUUGUCCUCACCUCACCUGUGUGCCGUCUUAAUACGUCAAUCCCAGAAUCGUUAGACAAGACAGAAAUGUAUUCAAACUCACAUUUAUCUGUCAAAGACCUGGAGCAGCUGCUAGCGAGCAAAGAGAAAGACUAUGAAGUGAACGAUCUUAUUGAUGUUCUCAGCGAGGCCGUGAGGCGACGUGUUCAGUCUCUGCCUUUCAGGGCGCAAAACGACUCACCUCCCGCUAACGACCAGGCGACUGUCGCCAUACUUUUCUCAGGAGGCAUCGAUUCAAUGAUUCUAGCCGCCUUGGCUGACCGUCACAUACCUGCUCAUCAACCAAUAGACCUUCUCAAUGUAGCGUUUAAACUGCAGGAGCCAAAGACGCAGAAAGAGUCUACAAAGAAACCCAAAAAGCAUAAAAAUAAGCCCUCAGAUUCACAGACUGACAGAGCUGACUCACAAACAUUCAGACCCUUUGAUGUUCCAGACAGAAUUAGCGGUAAAGCUGGGCUUAAAGAAUUACAAGACUUGAACCCUGACAGAAGGUGGAAUUUUGUUGAAGUCAACGUAACUCACGAGGAGCUGCAGAAAAAGCGGCGUGAGCGUGUUUGUCAUUUGGUGCACCCGCUGGACACGGUGCUGGAUGACAGCAUCGGAUGUUCUGUGUGGUUUGCGGCGAGAGGGACGGGGUUCAUCACCGAGGACAACGACCAGAAGAUCUUCACAUCCACAGCAAAGGUCAUUUUGACAGGAAUCGGAGCAGACGAGCAGCUGGCAGGUUACUCCAGACACAGAGUCCGAUUUAAGACGUCCGGACAUGAAGGACUGAUCCAGGAACUGGCCAUGGAGCUGGGCAGGAUCUCCUCCAGGAACAUGGGCAGAGACGACAGAGUGAUAGGAGACCACGGGAAGGAAGCCAGGUUUCCCUACUUGGACGAGGACGUGGUGAGCUACUUGAACUCUCUGCCCGUGUGGGAGAAGGCAGACCUGUCCCUCCCUCGAGGAGUCGGGGAGAAACUCCUCCUCAGACUGGCGGCCAAGCAGCUGGGUCUCGGCCCGUCAGCCGUCCUGCCCAAGAGAGCCAUGCAGUUCGGCUCCCGCAUCGCAAAGAUGGAGGACGGCCACGAAAAGGCCUCUGACAAAUGCACCAGACUCCUCACUGGGUAGACGGAUCAUUGGUUUUAAUAAAAAGAAUAUAUAAAAAUCAUUUUAAUAGAAAAUAUUCAUUAUAAAAGUACAUUCAGUUCAGGUUUAGAUUACUUUCUGUGAUGGAUGAUUUUGAAACAUUGCAUAAUAAAAAUAAUGUUUUUCUA
Thunnus maccoyii (southern bluefin tuna) is the source of this 1979-nucleotide messenger RNA. It is a transcript of the gene asnsd1, whose product is annotated as asparagine synthetase domain containing 1. The transcript is spliced from 3 exons. Lineage: Eukaryota; Metazoa; Chordata; Actinopteri; Scombriformes; Scombridae. The coding region runs from base 1 to 1833 and encodes 610 amino acids. Gene Ontology annotation, molecular function: asparagine synthase (glutamine-hydrolyzing) activity. The record is from RefSeq and is a predicted model, not a curated record.